Messenger RNA from Anarrhichthys ocellatus (wolf-eel), 2287 nucleotides. Its product is annotated as tyrosine-protein kinase SRK2-like. Gene Ontology annotation, biological process: protein phosphorylation. NCBI's taxonomy places the organism in Eukaryota, Metazoa, Chordata, Actinopteri, Perciformes, Anarhichadidae. The transcript has 8 exons. Gene Ontology annotation, molecular function: protein binding; protein tyrosine kinase activity; ATP binding. The record is from RefSeq and is a predicted model, not a curated record. The coding region runs from base 171 to 1598 and encodes 475 amino acids.
GUGUUUGCUGGGUGUGUGCCGAGGGGUGAAAGACUGCUGCUGGGAUUAUAAAUUCCAUCUGUAUUUUUUUAUGUAAUCUGGAACACGAGCGAGGAGGCGAAGGGAUUCCCCCAAACUGUUUCUGCUUACUCCCGAACACAGAAUUGCUCGCAGUGAUUGACGGCCGUACCAUGGAGAAGACUCGUGAGACAUGCUUUCGUAAAAAAGCAGCUUUAUCACUGCUUCCACCGGCGAAAGCCGGGGUUUAUUACAUCGCCAAGCACGAUUACUCCGCACGCACCAAGGAGGACCUGAGCGUUAAAGUGGGGGACAUUUUAGAGGCUCUCGUUAAAAGUCCCGGCUAUUGGUGGUUUGUGAAAGCCCUAACCGGGGUCUCUGCACCCAAACAGGGAUACAUCCCGGCUAACUAUGUGGCGCCCGUGGAGAGUAUCGACGCAGAGCCAUGGUAUUUUCCCAACACUAAGAGGCUGGAUGCAGAGAAGAUGCUGUUGGCAAGAGGGAAUCAGCAAGGCACCUUCCUCAUCAGAAACUCUGAAAGUGACAAAGGGGAUCAGUCCCUCUCGGUGCUGGACCGUGGGAAGGUGAAGCAUUACAAGCUGAAAAAACUGGAGAACGGUCACUACUUUUUGUCGAGGAGCAGAUCCUUUGAAACACUGGAAGAGUUAGUGGAACAUUACUCCAAGCAGGCCGUGCUUCGCGAACCAUGCAAAAAAAGGGAGGCUCCGCAGACUUACGGCCUGUCCUACAACAUGGUGGACCAAUGGGAGAUUGACCGCAAGUCCAUCAAGCUGCUGAGGAAGAUCGGAGCCGGUCAGUUCGGAGAAGUGUUCGAGGGCCUGUGGAAAGAAACCACAUUAGUCGCGGUGAAGACCCUCAAACCUGGUACAAUGGACCCGAAGGAAUUCCUGAGAGAGACUCAGAUCAUGAAGAGGCUGCGGCAUCCCAAGCUGAUCCAGCUGUACGCUGCGUGCACCUUGGAGGAGCCCAUCUUCAUCAUCACAGAGCUGAUGAACAACGGCAGCCUGCUGGAGUACCUUAAUAAGGAUAAGGGCACCACGCUGGGUUUCUCUGACCAGAUUGAGAUGGCUGCCCAGGUGGCGUCGGGCAUGGCUUACCUGGAGUUGCAGAACUACAUCCACAGAGACCUGGCAGCCAGGAACGUCCUGGUGGGCGAGAACAACAUCUGCAAAGUGGCUGACUUUGGCCUCGCCAGGGUCAUCAUGAAAAAGAAUGAAAAUGUGUACGAAGCCAAAGAAGGAACUAAAUUCCCUGUGAAGUGGACCGCACUAGAGGCCAUCCUAGACAACAAGUGCAGCAUCAAAUCGGACAUUUGGUCUUUUGGAAUUCUGCUGUAUGAGAUCAUGACGUUUGGACAGAUGCCUUACCCAGCCAUGUCGAACUUCCAAGUCGUCCAGAUGGUCUCCCAGGGCUACAGGAUGCCAAGCCCCCCCAACUGUCCCAAAGUCAUGUAUGACAUGAUGAUGGACUGCUGGAAGAAGAACGACCAGGAUCGGCCCACAUUUGAGACCCUGCAGUGGAAGCUGGAGGUCUUCUUUGACCUGGACGUGAUCGAGGAUGACCUCUGGGACACAACAUAAUUUCUGCACUGAAGCUAAAUCAAAAAUCACAUGAUUCCAAAUAUGAACAUAUGUCGAUGUUUUUAUGACGCAACAGAUUGAAAUGUGAUUUAAUAAUUCCCGUCCUUUGCGGUGAAAUAAAGGAUCUAAAAUGUUUGAGCUGCGCUUGAUAGAAUGGUGUGGCUGUAUCCGCCAUGCAGUGAGGAAGCUUUAACUGCAGCAGCACUCCUAGGUUUGGCUUUGUUUGACAACUGAAUGCACUUUCAGGCAGGCUGUGUCUGAUCGAAAAUUCCCCUGUGCCAAGUAUUUUUCGACUGUGACUUUCCUGACUCAAUAACAAGACCAUAUAUAUUGUUUAUGCGUGUGUGUGCUUUAAUGUUUGACAAGAACAUAUGGGAUGUCUGCUAUAGCUUCCAUAAAAUGAAGUAACAGAAUGUUUAACUUGGAGAUAGUAAAUCACAGAAUGUUUAGGUUAGAAGCAGAAACAGAUGUCUUAGUGGGGACUCAUCCUACACCCCCCCAUUCCCUUCCCCUAUGCACUGAGCCUCUGUAAGAUGUACGCAGACUACACACGGGGCUCUUCAUCCCACAGACUGCUCACAGGCACUCUGUGUGAUGAUUGAACCCUCUCUGCGCAGAGAAUAAAUACUUUAAAGACAAACUUUCUUUUCUCGAUGUUCCUUAUUUCAGUGUUAUAGGACUCACUCGGU